GCUGGGGUUCAUCCUGACUGCAGGCUGCAUCUCGUCCAACAUGGCUGGCCAAGAAGAUCCAGUGCAACGGGAGAUUCACCAAGAUUGGGCAAAUCGAGAGUAUAUAGAAGUCAUUACUAGCAGCAUUAAAAAGAUUGCUGACUUUCUUAAUUCAUUUGAUAUGUCUUGUCGCUCCCGUCUGGCCACCCUCAAUGAGAAGUUGACAGCUUUGGAGAGAAGGAUUGAGUAUAUAGAGGCCAGAGUGACCAAAGGAGAAACCUUAACCUAGAGCAUGGGAAUUCAUCCGGGAGUUGCCUGCCCACCCUCCAUCCUGAACUUUUGGACUAAGUGUGUUGGACACCACCUUCCUUUUUGGGGAUCACGUGGACCAUUUUUAUAUUAUAUUGCAAAGUUCUAUGUUGUUUUGUCUCACGAAACAUUUGUAUAGAAGAUUUGGGUCUGUUUUGGGUAUGAAUGACUCAAGCAUUAUUAUUUGAAAGCAAAUCUAAUCUCCAUAAGUCUUGGUUAAAAAAAAGAAAUAAAUAAAACUUUUAAACUAAGUAAUAGAUAUGAUAUCAGCACCGUUUCAUCACCAAAUCAGAGGUUUUUCAACAAGGGGAAAUUCUUGUGUGCCAAGUUGAACAAAUUAUUGUGUACUCAUCUUUAUUGAGGACUUGUCUGUACAGUAAAUUGUUUGAUGUUUCAGAAUUUAAAUGCUCUAAUAAAUGCUAAACAAUUA
This is a messenger RNA of Melanotaenia boesemani (Boeseman's rainbowfish), 718 nucleotides long. RefSeq names its product BRICK1 subunit of SCAR/WAVE actin nucleating complex (gene brk1). Gene Ontology annotation, biological process: actin filament organization; cell motility; regulation of actin polymerization or depolymerization. NCBI's taxonomy places the organism in Eukaryota, Metazoa, Chordata, Actinopteri, Atheriniformes, Melanotaeniidae. The transcript is spliced from 3 exons. The record is from RefSeq and is a predicted model, not a curated record. Bases 41 to 268 code for a protein of 75 amino acids. Gene Ontology annotation, molecular function: protein-containing complex binding. Gene Ontology annotation, cellular component: SCAR complex.